This is a messenger RNA of Ictalurus furcatus (blue catfish), 10874 nucleotides long. RefSeq names its product sodium channel, voltage-gated, type IV, alpha, b (gene scn4ab). Bases 259 to 5646 code for a protein of 1795 amino acids. The transcript has 26 exons. Gene Ontology annotation, cellular component: plasma membrane; voltage-gated sodium channel complex; axon. The record is from RefSeq and is a predicted model, not a curated record. NCBI's taxonomy places the organism in Eukaryota, Metazoa, Chordata, Actinopteri, Siluriformes, Ictaluridae. Gene Ontology annotation, molecular function: calcium ion binding; voltage-gated sodium channel activity. Gene Ontology annotation, biological process: sodium ion transmembrane transport; neuronal action potential; membrane depolarization during action potential.
AACAUACCAAAUAAAAAAUAAGGCUAUUGGAGGCAUUUAAUUCCCCACUAGUGCACGUCCCAGACUUUGCAUUAAAAGAAAAGAAAAGACCAAUAGAGUCAUUGUCCUCGGGACAGUGUUCUGACUUUGUAAGUCGGGGGAGGGUGGAGGUUCAGCAGUACAGGCAGGCUAAGCAUGUGUGUCAGACACGACAGGGUCGUAUAGUUCUCCAGCCUUCCUCAUCAGUGCAGGGCAGUUCACCGCAAUCGAGCAGCGACUAUGGCUAAAACGCGGAAGAUCUCACUGUUGGAGGCAUGGCUCCGGAAUCGGGCCGCGCAACCGAAGAAAGCAGAAAAGCUGAAACUAUGGCCGCAACAAUCGGCGUUGCUGAGAGACCCCGAGCUGGUUUCGUCUCUCGUCCAGCAGAAUGUGAAGAUGGCAUGUUUGCUUCUCCCCGCAGGCACCGAUGUGUUCCGCCGCUUCACGCCGGAGUCGCUGGCCGAGUGUGAGCGACUCAAGGCCGAGGCAGAUGCCGAAGAGGCUCAGAGGAAAGCCCAGAACAUUGAGAUCCUUGAAGAGGACCUGCCCAAACCCUCCAAAGACCUGGAAGUUGGAAAAUCCUUACCGUUUAUCUAUGGAGACCCUCCACCUGAGCUCCUUAACAUCCCUCUGGAAGAGCUCGAUCCCUACUACAAAUCCAAGAAAACUUUCAUCGUGAUCAGCAAAGGGAAUACAAUCAACAGGUUCAACGUGGAUCCAGCCUGUUACGUUCUCACCCCCUUCAACCCCAUCCGCAGGGUUGCCAUCCGAGUACUCAUACACUCAUUAUUCAGCAUGUUCAUCAUGGUGACGAUCCUGUCCAACUGUGUGUUCAUGACGAUGAGCCACCCGCCAGACUGGAGCAAAAUUAUGGAGUACGUGUUUACGGGGAUCUACACCUUCGAGGCUCUGAUUAAAGUCUUGUCCAGAGGGUUCUGUAUCGGAGACUUCACAUUCCUUCGAGAUCCAUGGAACUGGCUGGAUUUCAUGGUGAUCAGCAUGGCGUACAUCACUGAGUUUGUGGACUUGGGAAAUGUCUCAGCUCUGAGGACCUUCCGUGUGCUUCGAGCCCUGAAAACAAUCACCGUAAUUCCUGGUCUGAAAACCAUCGUCGGUGCGCUGAUUCAGUCUGUGAAGAAGCUGGGAGACGUCAUGAUCCUCACCGUCUUCUGUCUCAGCGUUUUCGCCCUCAUUGGCCUGCAGCUGUUCAUGGGAAUUCUGCGCAACAAGUGCAUCCAGUGGCCUCCUGCAAGCAUCAAUGACACCAUGGAUACCAACAGCACUUUCGACUUUGAACAGUACUUCGACAAUCAGGAGAAUUACUACCACCUGGAUGGUAGCGCAGAUCCACUGCUGUGUGGAAACAGUUCGGAUGCUGGGCGAUGUCCCGAGGGAUACGUGUGUAUGAAAGCAGGGAGGAAUCCGAAUUAUGGAUACACCAGCUAUGACACCUUCGGGUGGGCCUUCCUUGCCCUCUUCCGCCUCAUGACACAAGACUUCUGGGAAAACCUGUUCCAGUUGACUCUCCGGGCAGCAGGGAAGACCUACAUGAUCUUCUUCGUAGUCAUCAUCUUCUUAGGCUCCUUUUACCUGAUCAACCUGAUUUUGGCGGUGGUGGCAAUGGCGUAUGCGGAGCAGAACGAAGCCAAUAUAGCUGAAGCUAAAGAGAAGGAGGAAGAGUAUGCCAAGAUCAUGGAGCAGCUCAAAAAGCAAUCUGAGCUGAAAAAAGCGAUGGUGAAAGAAAGCACGACCUCGCUCUCGAGCGAAAAGAAACAUGACGGCGGCACUGAGUAUGAUGAGAAUCACGAAGAGCAUGGCACUGCCCUAAAACACAGAGAGUCUACCGAGGUGUCCAAAUUAAAUGGAUCCAAAGGAAGUAUGGACUUAAUAGAACUACCCGGCCAGCACAACAGGAAAGCCAGUGCAGUGAGUGCUGUAAGCCAUACACUAGAAGAAUUAGAAGAGUUGGAAAGACCAUGUCCACCUUGCUGGUACAAGUUUGCAGACAUUUUCCUAAAGUGGGACUGCUGUGCACCAUGGAUCAGAUUCAAAAAAUGGGUGUACUUUAUUGUGAUGGAUCCUUUUGUGGACUUGGGCAUCACCAUCUGCAUCGUACUAAACACCGUGUUUAUGGCCAUGGAACAUUAUCCGAUGACUCCUGAGUUCGAACAUGUGUUGUCUGUUGGGAAUUUGGUGUUCACGGGCAUCUUCACGGCUGAGAUGGUACUCAAACUCAUAGCGAUGGACCCAUACUACUACUUCCAGGUCGGCUGGAAUAUAUUCGACAGCAUCAUCGUGACCAUGAGUCUUGUGGAACUCGGCUUGGCUAAUGUACAAGGGCUGUCUGUGCUCCGGUCCUUCCGACUUAUGCGUGUCUUCAAGUUGGCAAAGUCAUGGCCUACCCUGAACAUGCUGAUUAAGAUCAUUGGUAACUCUGUGGGUGCCCUGGGGAACCUGACCCUCGUCCUGGGCAUCAUCGUCUUCAUCUUCGCUGUGGUGGGCAUGCAGCUGUUUGGGAAGAGCUACAAGGACUGUGUUUGUAAAAUCUCUCAAGAUUGUGAAUUGCCACGUUGGCACAUGACAGACUUCUUCCACUCCUUCCUAAUUGUGUUUCGGAUCCUGUGUGGCGAGUGGAUUGAAACCAUGUGGGACUGCAUGGAAGUGGCAGGCCAGUCCAUGUGCAUUAUCGUCUUCAUGAUGGUCAUGGUGAUUGGAAACCUGGUGGUCCUGAAUCUCUUCCUGGCAUUGCUGCUCAGCUCCUUCAGUGGAGACAACCUGGCAUCGUCAGACGAAGAUGGUGAAAUGAACAACCUGCAGAUUGCCAUAUCAAGAAUCACCAGGGGCAUCGACUGGGUCAAGGCCUAUAUUAUCACGCACAUAAGGCGCUUGUUGGGCUUGAAUCCGAAGGAAGAGGAGAAGAAAGGAAAUGAUCUAGUCCUGAACCACGUGGACACAGUUGAGUCAGAGGACGAGACCAAGGAGGAGCUGAAGCAACUUGAUGGUGCUCUUAGAAUGGCCGUUGUUCCUAUCGCAAAGGGAGAGUCUGAUGUUGAAAGCCCUUAUGAUGAGGAAAGUUCUUCUGAGAACGAAGAGAAUAUCGAUGAAAAAAAGAAACUGAACGAUGCAGACGAUUCGUCCAGCUGCAGCACCGUGGACAAACCUCCAGCGGCGGAAGAGGCGGAUUCAGAAGAUGAACCAGAUCCCAUCACCCCAGUGGACUGCUGCACAGAGAAAUGCAUUAGACGCUGCCCAUGCCUGGAUGUGGACAUCACCAAGGGCAGAGGAAAGACAUGGUGGAACCUCCGUAAGACCUGUUUCGCCAUUGUGGAGCACAACUACUUUGAGACCUUCAUCAUCUUCAUGAUUCUCCUCAGCAGCGGUGCCUUGGCGUUUGAGGAUAUUUACAUUGAGCAGCGACGAGUGAUUAAAAUCAUUCUCGAAUAUGCUGAUCAGGUCUUCACCUACGUUUUUGUCAUUGAGAUGCUCCUGAAAUGGGUUGCGUAUGGCUUCAAGACCUACUUCACGAACGCUUGGUGCUGGCUGGACUUCCUCAUUGUUGAUGUCUCGCUGAUCAGCUUGACGGCUAACAUCCUGGGUUACUCCGAGCUCGGACCCAUCAAAUCCCUGAGGACCUUGAGGGCUCUGAGGCCGCUUCGCGCCUUGUCCAGAUUUGAGGGAAUGAGGGUGGUGGUUAACGCCCUGGUUGGAGCCAUCCCCUCCAUAUUUAACGUGAUGCUGGUGUGUCUGAUCUUCUGGCUGAUCUUCAGCAUAAUGGGCGUGAACCUGUUUGCUGGAAAAUUCUACUAUUGCUUUAAUUAUACCUCUGAAGAGUAUUUCCCAGCUGAUGUGGUGAACAACAAAAGUGAAUGCUUGGAUCUGAUCAAUUCCGGUAUGCAUGAAACGCGAUGGAUGAACACAAAGGUCAACUUCGAUAACGUGGGAAUGGGCUACCUCGCCCUGCUGCAAGUGGCAACAUUUAAAGGUUGGAUGGACAUCAUGUAUGCUGCUGUGGAUUCUCGUGAGGUGGAGAUGCAGCCAUAUUAUGAGUCAAACCUCUACAUGUACCUGUACUUUGUUAUUUUCAUCAUCUUCGGGUCGUUCUUCACACUCAAUUUAUUCAUCGGUGUCAUCAUUGAUAAUUUCAACCAACAAAAAUCAAAGUUAGGAGGGCAAGACCUCUUCAUGACAGAGGAGCAGAAGAAAUAUUAUAACGCUAUGAAGAAACUCGGCUCUAAGAAACCACAGAAACCGAUCCCACGCCCCCAGAACUGCUUGCAAGGCUUCAUCUUCGACAUUGUCACAAAGCAGUUCUUCGACAUCCUGAUCAUGGGCUUGAUCUGUCUGAACAUGAUCACCAUGAUGGUGGAGACCGAUGACCAGAGCCAAGAAGUUGAAGAAAUCUUGUACUUCAUCAACUUCAUCUUUAUUGUCUUAUUCACUGGCGAGUGCGUGCUCAAGAUCAUCGCCCUGCGACAGUACUACUUUCACAUCGGAUGGAAUAUUUUUGAUUUUAUCGUGGUCAUUCUUUCAAUCCUGGGUUUGGUCCUAGCAGACAUCAUUGAGAAGUACUUUGUUUCACCCACGCUUUUCCGCGUCAUCCGACUUGCCAGAAUCGGACGUGUUCUGCGUCUGAUCCGAGGUGCUAAAGGCAUCCGGACUCUGCUGUUCGCCUUGAUGAUGUCCCUCCCUGCCCUCUUCAACAUCGGCCUCCUCCUCUUUUUAAUCAUGUUCAUUUUUUCCAUAUUCGGCAUGUCCAACUUUGCCUAUGUGAAAAAAGAAGCUGGCAUUGAUGACAUGUUCAAUUUUGAGACCUUUGGAAACAGUAUAAUGUGUCUGUUUAUGAUCACGACCUCCGCCGGCUGGGACGGGCUUCUGUCCCCUAUCCUCAACAACCCUCCCGACUGCGACCCGGACGUCGAGAAUCCCGGCACGGAUGUGAAGGGUAACUGCGGAAACCCUGGAGUGGGAAUAGUGUUCUUUUGCACCUACAUUGUGAUGUCCUUCCUUGUGGUGGUCAACAUGUACAUCGCCAUCAUUCUGGAGAACUUCAACGUGGCAACGGAGGAAAGCGGCGAGCCUUUAUGCGAGGAAGACUUUGAGAUGUUCUACGAGACCUGGGAGAAGUUUGAUCCGGAUGCUUCGCAGUUCAUUGACUACAACGCGCUGUCCGAUUUCUGUGACACCCUGAAAGAUCCGCUGAGGAUCCCGAAGCCGAACAUGGUCAAGCUGAUCAGCAUGGACCUGCCAAUGGUACCCGGGGAAAGGAUCCACUGUCUCGACAUCCUGCUGGCUCUCACAGCCGAGGUGCUCGGCGAGUCUGGGGAAAUGGACAUGCUCAAGUCGAGUAUGGAGGAGAAAUUCAUGGCGAACAACCCCUCUAAGGCAUCAUACGAGCCGAUAACCAGCACUCUUCGACAUAAGCAGGAGGAAGUGGCUGCUAAGGUCAUCCAGAGAGCCUACCGCAAAUACAAACUCAGGUGUUCUCACACAAAGGGAGCCCACAGCAUCAGACAAAAGCACGAGAAGCCUUUAUGUGUAGCUCUGCAGAAUGAGGUGGUCUUACACUCUGCCCCUUUCGCCAUCCCUGACUCGACCUAUGUGGACAACUUGAGGGAGUCCACCGUGUAACAACAUCUUGCAGGUUUUUCUGGUUACAUAUCCAUCAAAUUAACAAUGUUUUCACAAAACUGCUUGUUCACUUCCAAAGUUAUCACUUCCCUAAUACGGAGGGAAUGUGAGCGUGAGCCGCUUUAGCGUUCCCUAUAAAGAAGUUAAGAACUAAAAUCAGUGAAGAAGCCAGUGGCGUGAAUGCUUUAAAAAAAAAAAAAAAGAAAGUCAGUCUGUCAUGUAGCUCCAAUUAGCGUUAAUUGGGCUCCAAUUUCCUAGUCCCAGAAGAAAAGUAGAAAGAAGUACAAAUGUAGCAUGGGACUUUUAGAUAAUCUGUUAAUAUUGUUAGCAUGGUGCAAAUGAAGAAGGUUUUUUUUUGGGGGGGGGGGGGGGGUAAAUUGAUAUGAAACAAAGAAAGGAACCUAAGGAAUCUACAGUGGAUAUAAAAAGUCUACACACCCCUGUUAAAAUGGCAGGUUUUUAUGAAGUUUUUAAGAAUGCCACUAAGAUAAAUCGCCAGAUCUUUUCUCACCUUUAAUGUGCAAUUACAAAGUGUACAAUUAUACAAAAGUUCAUUAUGAUAUUAGUAUGCCUUUUGGAAUUGGUCAUCAGACCAUAACAUGUUGCCACAUGCUUUGGGGUGAUUUAGUUGGGCUUUUUUGUUUUUUUGUGAGAAAGAGCCACCCUACCCCAUAAUGAUAAUGAGUCUUUAUUGAUGUUGAUACAUUACAGCAGAGUGAAAUUCUUUGCUAUGCAUACCCCAGCAUGUUAGGAGGUUGGGAUCAGAGUGCAGGGUCAGCCAUGCCCUGAUAGCCAUGAUACAGCACCCCCUGGAGCAGAGAGGGUUAAGAGCUUUGCUCAAGGGCCCAACUGUGGCAGCUUGGCAGUGCUGGGGCUUGAACCCCAGACUUUCUGAUCAAUAACCCAGAGCCUUAACCUCCAAGCCACCACUGCCCCACCCAUAGCCCAGACAUGUGACGAAUACACACUAAAAACACUGGGUUAAAGACAGCACAAAUUGAUUUAUUUUGAACCUAACGGCUGAGGUAAAUAUAAGACAGGACACAUUUUGGGUUAAACUAACCCAUCAAGGUAGGCUGUUCAUUUUAACCCAGCAAACGUGUUGUUUUUCAACCCAAAGGAUGGUUUCAUUUUGACAAAAACACUGGCUUCAUUUUAUUUCAUAAACAGGUUCAUAUUUUCAGGGUUAUUUUUACUCUUCGAAAAUGUCAAAUCUACCACAUUAUAAACAAAUAUGUCACCAUGGUACCUCCUUUAUUUAAACACAAGAAGGUGUUCAGAAAUGCAUCGCUAGAGCUGCUAAAGUGGUGUUUAUGUAAAGACUUAAGUAAAUUACUCAAAUAAGUCAUAUAUUUAAGGCCAAAACAUCUGAUUUAAAACGUCAUCAAAGAAGACGUUUAAAACAUCCAAAAAAAACAACAACCUGAGGAACAAAUUAUGAUCCAGUGGGCGUUACAAACAACUCAACCAAAGCAUUAUUAUAGAGAAUUAUAGAAUCACCUCAGUCCAUAUUUCACAUCCAUACAUAAACACAUGACACUAGUAGUGUCAAAACCGCUACCUCCACCUGAGGCUAAUUCAAACAGGUCAUUUGAGUUCAUUUGUCCCAAUGGGUUGGGCUGAGGCUUCAGGGUGGGGGAGGGGUGCAUUGAUUCAACUGUCAGUGAAAAUGACCCCGCUAAUAACCCAACGAUUGGGUUACACAGAACUACAAAUAAACCACCCAUGACUGAGAAAAAUGAAAUGACCCAAAAGGCUUAACCCAACGUUUGGGUAGAAAAAAAUAACUCGACAUCUUUUAGAGUGUACGAGAGAUCGUUGUCAAAUGUAGAGAGCAUCAAUACUUGUCAGAUGUUCCUGUAGCUCCCUUAAUGUUGCCGCAGGUCUCUAGGCAGCCUCCCUGGUACGUUUUUGUCUUGUGCUUUUACACAUUUUGGACAGACGUCCAGUUCUUGGUGUUGUUACUGUGGAUGUAACAGUUGUUACUGGAUGCUCCAUUUUCUCCACUUGUUUACGAUGGCCUUCAUGGUGUUCCAUGGUACAUUUAAUGUUUUGGAAAUAUUUUGUACCCCUCUCCUGAUCAGUACUUUUCGACAGUGAGACCCUGUACAUGCUUUCUAAGCUCUUUGCGGACCACGUCUUCAGCAGUCAGAUGAAACCAAGAAGAUGUGGAGAAAAUCCGACAGAAACAGCUGGUCUUUAUUUGGGUUUGAUCACAAUCAUUUAAUUAAAGACAACUGUAUGAUAGUUACUUUGUAACACGAGAUCGAAUGUGAUUGGUUCAUUCUGAACACAGCCACAUCACCGAUUAUAAACGGGUGUGCACACUUGUGCAAUCGGGUUCUUGAAAAAAGUUUUCCCCCCUAUUUUUCCCUAAAAUGUUUCUGUUUCAAUGUUUCACAUUGAGGGUGGGAAAAGUUCUGACAUCAUUUAUCCUGAUUUUUUUUUUUUCCAUCACAAAAUCUUGCCAUUUUAACAGGGGUGUGUAGACUUCCUAUAUCCACUGUAUUAGCUGGCUAGUUUAUUGCUAGUUCAUGAGUUUUUGGUGCUCGAACACAGCAAACAAAAACAAGCUUUCGUGAAGGCUUCCUUGUUUCCCAAUCAAUUUAUAGUGCAGAUAAGCAGAGCUUGCUUUGAAGAGGACAUUGCGUCAGAUUGAAACGGCUUCUGUUCUGGUCUACAGUCUAGCAAUGAUGAUGAUUUGAUCCCUCGUGGCUCAGUUCACUUGCUUGAGUAAAGGAGAAAUAACGAAGUGUGCUGGAAACAGUAUUUGAACGCAACUUUGGACACGCUAGCAAUUUUACAUACCAAACCUGCAGUACUGUGAACAACAACAACAACAAAAAAUUAUUGACUUUAUUUUGACUUUACUUUCUUGGCUGUAGAUUAUAAAAGCUAUGCAACAUUAGGUUUAAAAAACAAAAAACAAAAAAACAAAAAAAAAACAAAACCAUUUAUCACUGUAUUUUGGUUUUCCUGAGACUUUCUUGGAAUCUAAAUUUUAAUUUAGAUCUGAACCAGUCCAGAAUAUACUUAUAUCUGGAUCCACAAAUUGUUUAAAAUGGAAUAAAAUACAGAUCUGCAUAUUAUUAAUAGAGUAGUUUAAUUGUAUGAGCCAAGACAGAUACAUUUGAGGUCUUAAAUGCUUUUUACUGUUCAACUUGUGAACUUGUACGAAUGUGCACGAGCCAACUUGCAUGAAAAGUUACUGGCAGUACAAAAUGAAUGCCUCCUAUGAGUUUGCCGUAGGUCUGUUUAUCCGUUUAAAAAGUUCAUACUGCUACAGUCUUAGAAGCUAGCUUUUCAUUUGACUGAUUUAUUAUUGUAAAUUUUCCUUUAUAGAUUUUGUGCUUAUGUUUUAUUACAGUUUAGUCGGUGUUAUUGCCACAGACCAAACAAAAUGAUACAGAACAGCAAUUAAAGUAGGCAGAUCAAAAUCCUUGAGGAUCUGCUCAGAUCCUAAGGUGACCCUAAAGGAGUGUUUAAUUAAAUGCACGAGCACUUAGUGAUUAAAGCUGUUAAGACUCAUCGAUAGCACCAGUAUUAACUGUUCGACAUAAAGCAUAAAUAUGUGGUGUGUGCUAACUGGCUAAGUAGGGUAAUAAAGAUUUUGGCCUUUUUUCGAUUACGAUAGAUUUAACUGAACCUAAUUCGACAUUCAAUUACAUCACGGGAUUACAUUACAUUACUGUCCCAUUUUUUAGUUCAUGUAAUAAUAAACAUUUCUUUAUUCGUUUAUAUUCCGUGGUUAUUCCAAUUAUUACCGAUUUGUUGGAGUCUUGAUAUAAUUUAAACAAGAACACGACUUAAAAUAACGUUACCAAUUUUGAUGGGCAGCGUAUAUAUAUAUAUAUAUAUAUACGGUUUAUUUGUUUAAAAAAAAAUAAAAAUAAAAUAAAAAAAUUGAGACCCGAGGUCAGAUUUUUCCCUGUUUAUAUUUAGUUAUGAUCAAAAGUUGUAAAAAAAAAAAAGAUGUAAAAAAGAUCUUUAAUCUUUCAAUUAUGUUGAUAACGUGUUUACAAUGAGUGCACUAAAAAGCUUCUCUCGCUCUCUCUCUCUCUCUGUCCUCUCCCUCUCUCUCUGUCUCUCGCGCUCUCUUUCACUCUCUCUCUCUCUCUAUAUCUCUCUCUCCUCUCCCUCUCUCUCUCGUUCUCGCUCUCUCCUCUCCUCUCCCUCCCUCUCUCUCUCUCCCUCUCUCUGUCCUCUCUCUCUUUCUCUCGCUCUCUCUUUCACUCUCUCUCUCUCCUCUCCCUCCCUCUCUCUCUAUCUCUUGCUCUCUCUUUCACUCUCCCUCUCUCUCUAUCUCUCUCUCUCCUCUCUCUCUCCCUCUCUCUCUAUCUCUCUCUCCUCUCUCUCUCCUCUCCCUCCCUCUCUCUAUCUCUCACUCUCUCUCUCUCUCGUCUCCCUCCCUCUCUCUCUCUCUCUCUCUAUCUCUCACUCUCUCUCUCUAUCUCUCACUCUCUCUCUCUCUAUCUCUUACUCUCUCUCUCCCUCUCUCUCUCGUUCUCUCUCUCUCUCGUCACCCUCCCUCUCUCUCUCUCUCUCUAUCUCUCACUCUCUCUCUCUCGCGCUCUCUCUUGCUCUCUCUCUCUCUCUCUCUCUCUCUCUCUCUCUCUCUCUCUCUCUCUCUCUCUCUCUGAAACCUCUGUCUUAAAUACCCCCUGCAGGAAGAGUAAAGAUAUUGGGUUAAUAUUUUACUUUUCACAUCUACAUAAAUAUUAAUGCAGUAUACAGGAAGGUGAAGCUCUUAAACCCAUCCUUCAGCUUCACAUUCUGUCUGAAUUAUUCAUUAGUGCUAAUAAAUAUGUGUAGCAAUAGUAAUAAUAAUAAUAAUAAUAACAACAACAACAACACUACAAAUAUAAUGUAACAUACGUAAUGGUACAUAAUGCUCAUGCUACAUGAUGCAAACACUAACAGACGCUUAAUAGCAAUUCUAAAAUAUAAAAAGUAACUGAAUCGUCGUCUUGACAUGUUCUUCGUAUGUGUGUAAAGUCUUCACUGGCAGCGUUUAAAUACCUAAUAGUGUAUUUCGAUUAAACAUCAUACUCUGAAGGGGAUUAUUCUUCUAUAACGGCACUUCCUGAAAUGUCUUAUUCCUCUUAUACCACAGUGAUUAUAACCCCAACAGUCACAUUUCUUUCAUUAAGUAAAGAAGAACUUGUACUUUAAAAAAAAAAAAAAAAAAAUUCCAAAGUUAUAUUUAAUGUUGUGGAAUGUCUUUGAAA